CUGUAGUAAAGUGAAAGGCCUUAUAAAUUAUUCUCAGCCCGUCAGCGAAACGUCAAAUUCCAAUGUUUUGAUCUUUGUCCGUAAAAAUUCGUGUGAUUUUCUGCAGUGAAAAGUUUUUUCAAUCGAUUUUUCCCCAAUUUUCCAUUUCGAUAGAAAGGCGUCUCCUUCCCGGGAUGUCCUUGGUAAGACUGUGCGGCUCGGUUGGAGCCCAGUGGAUGCUGAAGUCCAAUUCAGCAGGUGUUUCCGUUGGCAAUGGAAUCGUCAUUAGGAGGAAUUUGUUCUCCGCUUCUGGAUCGGGAACGAUGCGAAUCGUUGGGAACAAUGCUCCGGUACUAGUCGUGCGUACCCGGACGGAUCAAUACGAUUGGCGUCAUGGGAGCGGGUGGAGACGAGGCUAUAAAAAUUUUGGCCAUAAGCCAGAAGGUGAUGCGCGGGUAACGAGACUUUUCACUGCAUUCUUGGGCGCUAUGAUUGUCGGGAGCUGCAUCGAUUGGAAGAAACUGGCAAAAAUUGUUGGUUUUCCCAAGGUUGAUGCCGAUGCAGGUGUUAAUGCGGAAAUGAGUGAUCCGAAGUCUGAGCAGCUGGAAAGCAGUGGUGAUGAAUCCGAGGGCGAUGAUGAGGACGAGCAAGGCAAAAAGAAACCGCGUAAGGAGAAGAUAGGUUUCCGCGAUCGAAAGAUAAUUGAGUACGAGAACCGCAUGAGAACCUUUUCGACGCCGGACAAAAUUUUUCGCUAUUUCGCUACCGUUAAGCUUAUUCACGGUGACACAUCCACGGUCUAUAUGACACCGUUCGAUUUCCUGCGAGCGAUCACACCGGGACUGAAGCAGCCGGAUGGUCUCGGAUUGGAUCAAUACAAACGAUACGAUGCACGGAGCGUUUCGACCCGACUCGAUUUGCACUUGGACAGUAACAGCAUCUUCUACAAACUGGGAGCGUACGGGCUGAUUUCCUUCUCCGACUACAUCUUCCUGCUGACGGUGCUAUCAACGUCUCGUCGCCACUUCGAAAUCGCGUUCCGAAUGUUCGACCUCAACGGUGACGGAGAUGUUGACAGUGAGGAGUUCGAAAAGGUAGCCAACCUAAUUCGCCAGCAGACGAGCAUUGGAAACCGACACAGAGAUCAUGCCAAUACAGGGAAUACUUUCAAGGGAGUAAAUUCAGCACUUACUACAUACUUUUUUGGACCCAAAAACGACGAAAAGUUAACCAUCGAGAAGUUUUUGGACUUCCAGCAACAGCUGCAACGGGAAAUCCUGACCUUGGAAUUUAUGCGUAAGAAUCCCGACGAAAACGGUAACAUAAGUGAGGCAGAUUUCGCUGAGCUGAUGCUUGCUUACGCUGGUUAUCCGCAAAAGAAGAAAGUCAAGAAGAUUAAGCGCGUCAAGAAGAGGUUCCGUGAUCACGGCGCAGGUGUUUCCAAGGAAGACUACCUUAAUUUCUUCCACUUUUUGAACAACAUCAACGACGUCGAUACUGCUCUAACGUUCUACCACAUUGCCGGUGCGUCCAUUGACCAGGCCACCCUCAAACACGUGGCCAAGACGGUAGCAAUGGUAGAGCUGACCGAUCACGUCAUUGACGUUGUGUUUACCAUUUUCGACGAAAAUAUGGACGGGCAGCUGAGCAACCGGGAGUUUGUGGCGGUCAUGAAAAAUCGUCUACUGCGCGGCCUAGAGAAACCCAAGGAUACCGGGUUUGUCAAACUAAUGCAUUCGAUUCUCAAAUGUGCCAAAGAUACUAAACCUGUGUUGCUGGAUUUGUAAGUAUGACAACGGGCACAAAGGGACUAGGUGCUUGUUUAUAUUUGCGCAGGACUCGUCUAGUUAAUCUAACCUAGAAAAGGAAUAAUUGUACGGUAUUUGGCACCAAAUCUGACAAGGAAUGUUUGUUAUUGUUCUGGUUGGUUCUCAGCGAUGAGAAAUAGCACAAUCUACGCUUUUACAUUUGACCACACGUUAUAGAUGAUCAUGCUAUACUCUCGAAACUUCUGUAUUUACUGUAUGUUGUACGUGUUCAUGGACGAUUUUGUUUUGUUUGAUUCUCAUAGAAAAAUAUUACUAUCGCUCUCUAAACUAUUACUAUCCGCCAUGUUUACGAAUCAUCUGUAAAUUUGUAUUAAAUGUUCGUUUUUCAUA
Molecule: messenger RNA, 2138 nt
Organism: Armigeres subalbatus
Lineage: Eukaryota; Metazoa; Arthropoda; Insecta; Diptera; Culicidae
Gene: MICU1
Product: calcium uptake protein 1 homolog, mitochondrial
Exons: 10
Coding region: 174-1766 (530 amino acids)
Biological process (GO): calcium import into the mitochondrion; mitochondrial calcium ion homeostasis
Cellular component (GO): uniplex complex
Molecular function (GO): calcium ion binding
Source: RefSeq, a predicted model, not a curated record